AUGGAUCGAUUUACCCGGACCAGAGAGCACUAUCUACGAGGCACGCAUCGAGAUUGCCCAUCCGAAACGCCCUCAGCACCUUCAGUGGCGGAUCUCGCCUUCGAUUUCGACUUCUUGGACUCGAAACUUGACUUGAGCUUUGAUGUUGGAAGCCCUGUUGUCCGGGAUGAUUCGAAGACGAGUUCACUGUCUCCGAGUGACACCAACGAGGGUAUAGGUAUGGCUCUUUCAGAUGGAUUGCCCUAUCAACGUCGAGAGCAUCUUGAUCAUCUUGCCACAAGGGAGGACGGACACAAUUGUGGACAGCGACAGAACGAGUGUAUCUCGUCUGGUCCCAUAGACCCGAAUGAAACGCGUAUCAAGUUCUCUGGUCGGUGCGAGCGACCGGCCAAAAAUCUCCCGCCUUGCUCCAUCUACUCGAGGGAGUGGAGGAAGCGGGUUAGACUAACUGCAGCGCCGCGAGAGGAAACUUCUGACCACGUCUCAGCAGAACAUGCAAACCCCUCCUUGAAAGAGACCUCCAGUGAUACGACCAGACCCGCACCGCCGCAACAGGUUAACUGGGAUGACACAGAUCAAGAAUCGGUACCAGUACCAGCGCCGGGUCCUAAGGACGUCCACAAGACAAACGAAGGAUGGCCGUUUCCAGCUAAUACUUCUCUUCCGGCGGACGGCAAGAAGCACAGAAAGCUUUUUCCUCUACUCAGAAAGUGGCUUUUGCGGCCCAAGAAGCAUUCGGACAAGAAAGCCACUCUCUCCAGCGCCGACGCGGGAGUCGAAAAGGUGCCUUUAGACACAAAUACUUCUUGUGCGACCUCUUUGCACGACACUCCAAAUCCGCAACCAUUUCCACGGAUCGGUAACGCUCUUCGCAAGCGAGUAGCGCAGAAGCAGGCCGAAGCUCAAGAUCAAAUUUCUCUACCGCGCCGCCGAACAGGAUCGCUCCGUGGAGGAGAUGCGGCGCGGACCGCCAUGAAUCCUCAGGUAGUAUCGCUGUUCACAAUAAUUUCGUCAUGUUUACUGAGGACGAAGAAUGCCUUGAUAACAUACAACCUCCUCAUUUGUUCCCAAAUUGGCCAGUCCGUUGUCAGCCUCGUCACCCUAGAUUCCCCCGAGAUCAACCUCAAAACCGGAACCAGCAUGGGACUGACGGCUUUCGGCCACCUACACAAACGCGUCCAGACAAUUCGCAGACGAGCACUCAGGUACAACGGAGACCUGACCACGGCACGCCAAGGCAUGAAAAUGACAGAAGAGGACCGAGACCAGGGCGACAAAUACGGGGUUCGGUUAUCCAAAGCGCUGGACGUCGCCCACAGAAACCAGGUCACGAAGCCUCCCACCCAACUCCCCCGUGCCAGGCAGAUUAUGCCACUCCUCGAGAACUGUCUGAAGAGUGCAUCCGCUCGCCGACGUCACCCUCUCAUAGCCCAAGACCUGCACAUACAUCGAUCCCACCAAAUCAUCCUUGCUCUCUUCGCAGUGCCACCUCAGGACCACCUACGGAACGCAUCAAAGGAUCAGAGACGGUAG
Messenger RNA from Fonsecaea monophora, 1533 nucleotides. RefSeq lists its product as hypothetical. Bases 1 to 1533 code for a protein of 510 amino acids. NCBI's taxonomy places the organism in Eukaryota, Fungi, Ascomycota, Eurotiomycetes, Chaetothyriales, Herpotrichiellaceae. The transcript has 2 exons. The record is from RefSeq and is a predicted model, not a curated record.